Messenger RNA from Alnus glutinosa, 563 nucleotides. RefSeq names its product protein NRT1/ PTR FAMILY 5.15-like. The record is from RefSeq and is a predicted model, not a curated record. The coding region runs from base 26 to 277 and encodes 83 amino acids. The transcript has 2 exons. Lineage: Eukaryota; Viridiplantae; Streptophyta; Magnoliopsida; Fagales; Betulaceae.
UGCAUGUGCCAUUGCCGACAAAGAAAUGGCCAUAUCUCACCUUUCCAACGCCGAGUCUCCGGAUGCGCAAGUUCCGCUAGUGCACAGCACCGUGGACGGUGUUAUUGACUACAAAGGCAACUCAGCCCUGAGAGCCAACUCCGGCAGCUGGAGGUCCGCCGCUUUCCUCAUAGGUGUGAAAGUGGCGGAGAGGUUUGCAUAUUUUGGGAUAAGCUGCAACAUUAGAACUUAUUUGAUGGGUUCACUGGGGCAGUCCACGGCUACAGCGGCCGAUUAGAGACUGAUCCAAAAAUUGAUUGAGAAAACAAUCAAUUACAUUAUAAAUAAAAAAAAAAAAUCUGAAUAUCAAGUAUAUACAUUUAGCAAUAGUAAUAUGAGGAAUGGUGAAAUUUAAGUUGGCAAAUGAGAAUUUACGAAAAUAGCAUUAUUUUAGUAUUUUAGUUCACACGAGAGAAGAUUAAAAGAUAUUUUGAUUCAUGUGGGGCUAGACACGCUCUAGCCCACGCACCUAGCCUUGGUCUAACUUGAGGCUCUCCCUUAAAAGACGUAGUCUAAUCCGCGUG